AUGUCAACUAAACUUACUCCGAAGCACAGGAGAGCUCUAGAAAUAUUACUAGAGCUAGGGAUAAAAGAACUUCUGCAGGAGAGAUCCAGAAGAGCAUUUAAUAGAACUUUAUUAAAAAAAACUUUACAAACUUAUAUCUAUCGAACCUCUCUAGAAUUCCCUGACAAUAAGAAUGACGUCUCAUCUAUUAAAAAAGGAUCAGCUGGAACUGACAGAUAUAACUAUGAUAAUGAAAGAGGAAAAAAUGAUGGAAGUGUGUCUAAGCUUCAUUCCAGUAAGGAUCCAAGAACUGAGGAACUUUGCUCAUCAUUUGCUUUCACCAGAAAUACCACCAUUAGAAUCACAUCUAAAACCGUGAACAUAGUGCUGAACUUUCUAAACAAAUAUAUCGGGGAAAUGGUGGAAGUGAAGAUCAGAAAUUAUGAAGAAGGUCAAGAAAGACUAAACCCUUCAGCACGCUAUGAUAUAAUGAAUGCUUGGCAUUGUUGUGAGAUUCUCUUCUCACGACCCCUUUCUACAAACAUCAGAUUUCCACUCCAAUUAUUAACUCACUCUCAUAUGGAUUAUAUUCCACAAAAUUUUUUCAAGAUUGAAUUAAACUUAAAGCAUAAUUCUGGAGUUCGUCUCACUCAAUUCAAAAAGAUGUAUACGUUACUUAUUGCGUUACGACAUGCAUGUGAUAAGAAUCAG
Messenger RNA from Funneliformis geosporum, 690 nucleotides. Lineage: Eukaryota; Fungi; Glomeromycota; Glomeromycetes; Glomerales; Glomeraceae. The record is from the annotation of a GenBank genome assembly.